Molecule: messenger RNA, 801 nt
Organism: Fraxinus pennsylvanica
Lineage: Eukaryota; Viridiplantae; Streptophyta; Magnoliopsida; Lamiales; Oleaceae
Source: the annotation of a GenBank genome assembly
AUGGGUAGUUGUGGAAGAAACAGUGGGGUGAGGCAAUACAUAAGAUCGAAGGUGCCUAGAUUAAGAUGGACUCCUGAUCUUCAUCACUGUUUUGUUCAUGCCAUAGAGAGGCUUGGAGGCCAGGACAAGGCAACUCCAAAGCUUGUUCUUCAGUUGAUGGAUGUUAGAGGACUCACCAUUUCUCAUGUCAAAAGUCAUCUUCAGGUUGAUAGAAGCAGCAGUACACAGCAAAAGAAAAAGUUACUUGAAGAAGAUCAUCAAGAAGGGUGUGUUGAACAAGAAAUUCCAAUUGAAAGAUCAGAUUCACGACAGUUCAUUUACUCUCCUCUACCUGUAAAAAAAGCUCGAAUCGAGAAGUUUAAUUCUUUCUCAGAGAAGCAAAGAAUACGUGAGUCAGUCGCCAAUCCGUACUCUGAUGAUGAUUACAUGCAGACUAGGGCUGAGAAAAGUGACAAUGAAGAGAGUAAAUUCAAAUGGCAGAUUCAAGAAACACCUCAAAUGUGCACUAUUACUCCAUUCUCUGUGCUACAGCAAGAUUUCUUACACACCACCCUCAAACCUUAUUCCAUUGCAGGUUCACUAGUAGAAUCUGAGUUUUUCAAGGUGGUUCCGAACCAAGAGAAGGAAAAAUGUGGAUCAUUUGAGCAAAGGAAACUUGAGCGCUUCGGCCAUAUUCACACUGCAGGUGAGGAAAUUGAGGGUUGUGAAUUGUCGUUGUCCCUCUCAUUGCCGGGAAGUGGUUGUUCCACGAGUGAAAUUGUCAGUGAGGCAAUAUCGUCGACCUACACCAGCAGGGUCUAA